Cucurbita maxima (winter squash) is the source of this 1944-nucleotide messenger RNA. RefSeq names its product AT-rich interactive domain-containing protein 1-like. Bases 631 to 1824 code for a protein of 397 amino acids. NCBI's taxonomy places the organism in Eukaryota, Viridiplantae, Streptophyta, Magnoliopsida, Cucurbitales, Cucurbitaceae. The record is from RefSeq and is a predicted model, not a curated record. The transcript has 4 exons.
CAAAACCCUAAAAUCCAUAAUUUUUUAUUUUGGGUUUAAAAACUAAAAACUUCCCAUCUUCGAACCCAUCUUUUUCGAAGAACCCCAUAAAAAUACCCUUAAAAAAGGGGGGGAAAUGGCCAAAUGAGAGAGAAAAACAAGCCAAAUCUAGUGAGAAGCUUUAAAGGAUGUGGAGGGCGGUAGAGUAGUGGUAGUAGUAGUAGUAGUAGAAGUCGUAGUAGAAGAAGACACUGUUGCGUAGAAAACGCUCCCUUCCAAAACAAUCAUAUUACUAACUGGGUGUUUGCGUUUGAUUUUUAGGGUUUGAGUUCCGAUUGAUGGCAGGAUCUUGGAUGAUAGCUGAUUGUUCUGAAUUAGAUUACGAAGGUGCUGCGAAGAAGAUUGAACGAAGCGGGUAUUUGUUAGAUUUUGGAUUCAUUUUAAUAGGUUGUGAACUUUGGGAUGUUACGAGAAUUGAAACAAGUCUGCUGAGUUCAUUAAACUCAGUAAGAGAUUCUCGAUUAGUAGAAGGGAGCUGAGUUCAUGAGUAGAGCUACCGAUUAGGAAUUGCUGUAUGAAAAAUCAGCAAAAGGAGUGGUAGUGUCUCGCAAUGGUUGAGAAUUGGGCUGAAACCAAAAGGAAACGGCAGUCAUGUUGUCAGAUGAGUUCAUGAAUUAUGUUGCCUUUGAUGAAAAUUCAAUUUCAGAUUUUUCCAAGAGAAUACUCGCUAUGAAGAGUGAUAAGAUGAAGAGUGGGGAUGUAUUUCCUCGCAGAAGCAAGAAACUCAAGGAUAUUAAUCAUUGCAACAAUGAAAAUGAGGAUAUAAAAAUUAUUGAUCUACGUUUAGUCAAGGAACCGAAUUUUACCCCGGAGAGAAAGGAGGAACCAUUGUUGGGAUUGCUUAAUUGGCUUAAAGGGAUUGCAAGAAACCCGUGUGAUCCUUCAGUAUGUUCAUUACCCGAAAAGUCGAAAUGGAAAUCAUAUGGAAAUGAAGAGAUUUGGAAACAAGUUUUGCUGGUUCGAGAGAAAAUGUUUGUGAAACGACAAGUUGAUUCAAGUAGCGAACAAUCUCUGGUGCAGAGAAAUCAGAGGAUGCAUCCUUGUAUGUACGACAACGAUACGGUUCCGAUUUACAAUCUUAGGAAGAGAUUAAGCUUUGAGAAGAAGGAUCUUUCUCAAGAACCUGUCUCUAAAACAAGUGAUUCCUCACCUACAGAUUCAUCAGAUGAUUACAAGCCCGUUCCUCUGGGGUCAGAUUACCAAACUCAAGUACCAGAAUGGAAUGGCGUGAUAUCCGAAAGUGAUUUAAAGUGGUUGGGAACUCAAGAUUGGCCCUUGAAGAAAGUAAGGAAUCGAUAUCUAGUUGAACGGGAUCCCAUUGGGAGAGGAAGGCGAGAUCCUUGUGGGUGCUUCGACGCCAACUCGGUUGGUUGUGUCAAAUUUCAUGUUACUGAGAAAAGACACAAAGUGAAGCUGGAGUUGGGCGAUGCGUUCCUCCAAUGGAGAUUUGAUAAGAUGGGGGAAGAUGUUACGUUUUCAUGGACUGCUGAUGAUGAGAAAAAGUUUGAGGACAUCGUGACUUCGAACCCUCCGUCCCUCGGGAUAUCUUUUUGGGAUGAGAUCAUUGAGUCAUUUCCUUCUAGGAGCAAGGCGGAUCUUGUUUGCUACUACUAUAAUGUCUUUCUUUUACGUCGUAGAGGACACCAAAAUCGGGUUACACCAAAUGAAAUCGAUAGUGAUGAAGAGUCGGAAUCUGGAAUUGUAACCAAUGGACUUCUAAACCAAGUGCAUAAUUCAUCCGACUCCAUUUUCUACUCUCCCAAGAAGCCACGUUGUAGCCUGUGAAAAAUGGUAGCUAAGGGGACGGGGGACGAGGACGUCGUGAUUUACCGAGUCAUUGUUACGAAAACAAGCUGAAUUUUGAGGCUCGAGCAAUUUUGAUUUUGGGUUAUGCUGCUCCAUUUC